This is a messenger RNA of Arabidopsis arenosa, 2037 nucleotides long. The record is from the annotation of a GenBank genome assembly. Lineage: Eukaryota; Viridiplantae; Streptophyta; Magnoliopsida; Brassicales; Brassicaceae.
ACCUAACAUUGCUCGGUUCCGACUCGGCUAAGUGACCACAGUUCUUUUCGGGCCAAUAACAUGGCUACGGGACAGCUAUUUUCACGCAACACACAAGCGUUGUUCUACAACUAUAAGCAGCUUCCCAUUCAACGGAUGCUUGAUUUUGAUUUCCUAUGUGGGCGAGAAACUCCUUCUGUUGCUGGUAUCAUUAACCCAGGUUCCGAGGGAUUCCAAAAGCUAUUUUUUGGUCAGGAGGAGAUCGCCAUCCCUGUCCACGCAGCCAUUGAGGCAGCAUGCGCUGCGCAUCCCACAGCUGAUGUAUUCAUCAACUUCGCAUCGUUUAGAAGUGCUGCUGCUUCAUCCAUGGCUGCUUUGAAGCAGCCAACUAUUAAAGUAGUGGCCAUAAUAGCAGAAGGUGUUCCGGAGUCAGACACUAAGCAGUUGAUUGCUUAUGCUCGUGCUAACAAUAAGGUUAUUAUUGGACCAGCUACUGUUGGAGGCGUUCAAGCUGGAGCCUUUAAAAUUGGUGACACUGCUGGAACUAUUGACAAUAUCAUCCAGUGCAAGUUGUACAGACCUGGAUCUGUUGGCUUUGUCUCAAAAUCUGGUGGCAUGUCUAAUGAAAUGUACAAUACCAUUGCCCGUGUGACAGAUGGAAUCUAUGAAGGCAUUGCUAUUGGUGGGGAUGUGUUCCCGGGCUCAACUUUAUCUGACCAUAUCCUGCGGUUUAACAACAUCCCACAGAUUAAGAUGGUGGUUGUACUUGGAGAGCUUGGAGGAAGAGAUGAGUAUUCUCUAGUUGAAGCCAUGAAACAGGGAAAAGUGACCAAACCAGUGGUUGCUUGGGUCAGCGGGACUUGUGCACGUCUCUUCAAGUCCGAAGUACAAUUUGGUCAUGCAGGGGCCAAAAGUGGUGGAGAGAUGGAGUCUGCACAAGCCAAGAAUCAAGCGCUAAAAGACGCUGGAGCUACUGUACCCACUUCAUUUGAAGCCCUAGAGUCUGCAAUCAAGGAAACUUUUGACAAAUUGGUUGAAGAGGGAAAGGUCUCUCCUAUUAAGGAGGUCACUCCUCCACAAAUCCCUGAAGAUCUCAGCUCUGCAAUUAAGAGUGGGAAAGUACGGGCUCCUACUCACAUCAUCUCCACCAUUUCUGAUGACAGAGGGGAGGAACCAUGCUAUGCUGGUGUGCCAAUGUCAUCCAUCAUUGAACAGGGUUAUGGCGUGGGAGAUGUCAUUUCUCUCCUAUGGUUCAAACGUAGUCUUCCUCGUUAUUGUACCAAAUUCAUUGAGAUAUGCAUAAUGUUGUGCGCUGACCACGGUCCAUGCGUCUCUGGUGCUCACAACAGCAUCGUAACAGCAAGAGCAGGAAAAGACCUUGUCUCAAGUCUUGUCUCAGGUCUAUUAACAAUUGGUCCUAGAUUUGGUGGUGCCAUUGAUGAUGCAGCACGAUACUUCAAGGACGCUUGUGACAGGAAUCUCACACCUUAUGAAUUCGUGGAAGGCAUGAAGAAGAAGGGAAUCCGUGUCCCUGGCAUUGGUCACAGGAUAAAGAGCAGAGACAACAGAGACAAAAGAGUGGAGCUGCUUCAGAAAUUUGCACGGUCGAACUUCCCUGCAGUUAAGUACAUGGAAUAUGCGGUCCAAGUAGAGACAUACACACUGUCUAAAGCCAACAACCUCGUAAUGAACGUCGAUGGAGCCAUUGGAUCUCUCUUCUUAGACCUUCUCGCUGGAAGUGGGAUGUUCACUAAGCAAGAGAUAGACGAAAUCGUUCAGAUCGGUUAUCUCAACGGCCUCUUCGUCCUCGCUCGAUCCAUUGGUUUAAUCGGGCACACAUUCGAUCAGAAGAGACUGAAGCAGCCACUGUACCGACACCCGUGGGAAGAUGUCUUGUACACCAAGUAAUCAUAUCAUCAUUCACUUCUUCCCAUCGUCUUAGUCUUCUUCGUAUUAUUAUUCUCUCCCAUUAAGUUAGGAUUUGUUUAAUUAUAUUUGUUCUGACAAUUUUCUGUUGUGAUCUCUCAAUACUUCUAAAAAUAAAAGAAAGUUCAAUUU